This is a messenger RNA of Gavialis gangeticus (Gharial), 6232 nucleotides long. RefSeq names its product arginine-glutamic acid dipeptide repeats (gene RERE). Gene Ontology annotation, molecular function: sequence-specific DNA binding; transcription corepressor activity; chromatin binding. The transcript has 22 exons. Gene Ontology annotation, cellular component: nucleus. The coding region runs from base 167 to 4819 and encodes 1550 amino acids. Gene Ontology annotation, biological process: regulation of DNA-templated transcription. The record is from RefSeq and is a predicted model, not a curated record. Lineage: Eukaryota; Metazoa; Chordata; Crocodylia; Gavialidae.
UUUUUUUUCUCUCUUUCAAGAGCCUUUUUAAAACACUGGGGUUAUUGGAGUGGUCGAAUUUUUCCUGGAUUUGAGUGAGAAAUUCAGAAGACUGAAGCCCAGGCUCACUGUCUACCUUUCACGGAGGCCCAGCCGUGAGAGGACAGAAGAAGGCACGUGGCGAAUCAUGACAGCUGACAAAGAAAAAGACAAAGACAAAGAGAAGGACAGAGACCGAGACCGGGACAAGGAGCGAGACAAAAGAGACAAAGCGAGAGAGAGCGAGAACUCGCGUCCUCGUCGGAGCUGUACUUUGGAAGGAGGCGCCAAGAAUUAUGCCGAGAGCGACCACAGUGAAGACGAGGACAACGAUAACAACAGCGCUACCACGGAGGAGUCUACAAAGAAAAAUAAAAAGAAACCACCGAAGAAGAAAUCUCGCUACGAGAGAACGGACAACGGUGAGAUAUCGUCCUUCAUCACAGAAGAUGAUGUUGUCUACAGGCCUGGAGAUUGCGUGUACAUUGAAAGUCGCCGGCCGAACACCCCAUACUUCAUCUGCAGCAUUCAAGACUUCAAACUGAGUAAACGGGACCAUCUGCUUAUGAAUGUCAAAUGGUACUAUCGCCAGUCUGAAGUCCCAGAUUCAGUCUAUCAGCAUUUGGUUCAGGACCGACACAAUGAGAAUGACUCUGGACGAGAGCUUGUUAUCACAGACCCAGUGAUCAAGAAUCGAGAGCUCUUCAUUUCAGAUUACGUUGACACGUACCAUGCUGCUGCCCUGAGAGGGAAGUGUAACAUCUCCCAUUUUUCUGACAUAUUUGCUGCUAGAGAGUUUAAAGCCCGAGUGGAUUCAUUUUUCUACAUAUUGGGCUACAAUCCAGAGACGAGAUUUCUUCACUACCUUUCCUGUGGUGGUGAUGAUGGACUGCCAUUUUGGGACAAGCAGCACUCCUGGAGGCUGAACAGCACCCAGGGGGAAAUCAGAGUUGGACCCAGCCAUCAGGCUAAGCUUCCAGAUUUGCAGCCAUUUCCUUCCCCGGAUGGCGACACAGUAACACAACAUGAAGAACUUGUGUGGAUGCCAGGGGUUAAUGACUGUGACUUGCUCAUGUACCUCAGGGCAGCAAGGAGCAUGGCAGCUUUUGCAGGGAUGUGUGACGGAGGAUCCACAGAAGAUGGCUGUGUUGCAGCAUCUCGUGAUGACACUACACUCAAUGCACUCAAUACACUACAUGAAAGUAACUACGAUGCCGGGAAAGCCCUGCAGCGCUUGGUGAAGAAGCCUGUGCCCAAACUGAUCGAGAAGUGUUGGACUGAAGACGAAGUGAAACGCUUCAUUAAGGGGCUGAGACAGUACGGAAAGAACUUCUUCAGAAUCCGAAAGGAGCUACUUCCCAAUAAGGAGACUGGAGAACUAAUCACCUUCUAUUACUAUUGGAAGAAAACCCCUGAAGCAGCAAGUUCCCGAGCCCACCGUAGGCAUCGGAGGCAGGCUGUGUUUCGGAGAAUUAAAACUCGAACUGCUUCCACUCCAGUCAACACUCCCUCCAGGCCCCCCUCCAGCGAAUUCUUGGACUUGAGCUCAGCCAGCGAAGAUGAUUUUGACAGCGAGGACAGUGAACAGGAACUGAAGGGCUACGCCUGUCGUCACUGCUUCACAACCACCUCCAAGGACUGGCACCACGGUGGUCGAGAAAACAUCUUGCUCUGCACUGACUGCCGCAUCCACUUCAAGAAGUACGGGGAGCUCCCGCCCAUUGAGAAGCCAGUGGACCCUCCGCCCUUUAUGUUUAAGCCUGUCAAAGAGGAAGAUGAUGGACUCAGCGGAAAGCAUAGCAUGAGGACAAGGCGGAGUCGAGGCUCGAUGUCUACACUACGUAGUGGUCGUAAAAAGCAGCCAGCCAGUCCCGAUGGUAGAGCCUCACCCAUUAAUGAAGACAUCCGGUCCAGCGGCCGCAAUUCUCCCAGUGCUGCCAGCACCUCCAGUAAUGACAGCAAAGCAGAUUCUGUGAAGAAGUCCACCAAGAAGAUAAAAGAGGAGGCAUCAUCCCCCCUCAAGAACUCGAAGCGGCAGCGGGAGAAGGCAGCCUCUGACACAGAGGAGCCGGACAGAUCAAACGCCAAGAAGUCCAAAACUCAAGAGAUCAGCAGGCCCAACUCUCCCUCGGAGGGCGAGGGUGAGGGUGAAAGCUCUGAUAGCCGCAGUGUCAACGAUGAAGGCAGCAGUGACCCGAAGGACAUUGACCAGGACAACCGGAGCACGUCACCUAGCAUCCCCAGCCCCCAGGAUAAUGAGAGCGACUCGGAUUCAUCAGCUCAGCAGCAAGUGCUCCAGGCGCAGCCGCAGGUGCUCCAGGCACAGAACGGCUCUGCCCAGGCCCCACCUUCCACCCCACCAAUAUCCACCCAGCUCCCCACAUCAAUGCCAGCAGUGUCGAGCGCCCCCUCUGCCGCCGCCGCCCCCCAGGUUUCGCCGUCAGUAUCUCAGCCUCCCAGCCAGCCCCAGCCCCCAGCACCGCCACCACCUCACUCUCACAUACAGCAGGCUCCUGCCCUGCACCCGCAGAGACUCCCCUCACCACACCCACCGCUGCAGCCCCUGAGCGUGUCGCAGAGUCAGCCCCAGGCUGCUGCAUCAGCACAGCCCCACUCGCAGCCUCCACUCCAUGGCCAGGCCCAGCCUCCCCCUCACGGCCUGCAAGCCCAGCCUCUUCUGCCUCACCCUGUACCUCCUCAACCAUUCUCUCUCCCCACGCAGUCUUCUCAGUCUCAGGUUCCCCUUCAGACACAGGCUCCUUCUCACUCUCACGCUGCUCUGCAGGUGCAAGCACAACCUGCCCUGCAAACGCAGGCUCCCCUGCAGCAACCCCAGCCUCCACGGGAGCAGCCCCUGCCCCCUGCACCCAUGGCCAUGCCUCAUAUCAAACCCCCUCCCACCACCCCCAUUCCUCAGCUUCCUACUCCACAGUCCCACAAGCACCCUCCCCACCUUUCUGGGCCUUCUCCAUUUUCGAUGAACUCCAACCUGCCGCCGCCUCCUGCUCUGAAGCCACUAAGUUCCCUUUCCACUCAUCAUCCUCCUUCUGCGCACCCUCCUCCAUUGCAGCUGAUGCCCCAGAGCCAACCGCUGCAGUCCUCUCAAGCUCAGCCUCCGGUUCUGACUCAGAGUCAGAGCCUUCCACCAUCAGCAAGCCACCCCUCCUCCGGGCUCCAUCAGGUAUCCUCCCAGCCGCCCUUCUCUCAGCAUCCCUUUGUCCCUGGGGGACCACCUUCCAUCACCCCCCCAUCCUGCCCCUCCACUUCCACUCCACCUUCCGUGCCUGGUAUCCCCUGUCAACCUCCUGUCUCCACGUCGGCGGCUUCCAGCGGAAACGUCCCAGUGGUCACGUCCUGCACGUUGCCGCCUAUUCAGAUCAAAGAAGAGGCUCCUGAUGAGGCAGAGGAGCCAGAGAGCCCACCACCUCCACCCAGAAGCCCGUCACCUGAACCCACUGUGGUGGACACACCAAGCCAUGCCAGCCAGUCAGCCAGGUUCUAUAAACACCUGGACCGUGGCUACAACUCCUGCGCGAGAACGGACCUGUACUUCAUGCCUCUGGCGGGAUCCAAAUUGGCCAAGAAGAGAGAGGAGGCAGUUGAGAAGGCCAAGAGAGAGGCAGAGCAGAAAGCAAGAGAAGAGAGGGAGAGGGAGAAGGAGAAGGAGAAAGAGAGGGAGAGAGAGCGGGAGCGGGAAAGAGAAGCGGAAAGAGCCGCGAAGGUAUCCAGUUCCUCCCACGAAGGUCGUCUCGGGGAAUCCCAGCUCAGCGGACCAGCCCACAUGAGGCCUUCAUUCGAACCUCCGCCCACAACCAUUGCCGCCGUUCCACCAUAUAUCGGUCCGGACACACCUGCAUUACGGACUCUCAGCGAGUACGCCCGCCCUCAUGUUAUGUCACCAACCAACCGCAACCAUCCUUUCUUUGUUCCCCUGAACCCCACUGAUCCGCUCCUGGCCUACCACAUGCCCGGCCUUUACAACGUGGACCCAACCAUCCGGGAACGGGAGCUCCGAGAGCGGGAGAUCCGGGAGCGAGAAAUCAGGGAAAGGGAGCUGAGGGAGAGGAUGAAACCUGGCUUCGAGGUGAAGCCCCCGGAACUAGACGCACUGCACCCAGCUACCAACCCCAUGGAGCAUUUUGCCCGGCAUGGCGCACUGACUAUCCCCCCAACGGCAGGACCUCACCCUUUUGCUUCCUUCCACCCGGGUUUGAACCCUCUUGAGAGGGAGAGACUUGCACUGGCAGGCCCUCAGUUACGGCCUGAAAUGAGCUACCCCGAUAGACUGGCGGCAGAGAGGAUACACGCUGAGCGGAUGGCGUCGCUGACAAACGACCCGUUGGCGCGGCUCCAGAUGUUCAAUGUGACGCCUCACCACCACCAACACUCACACAUACAUUCACAUCUGCACCUUCAUCAGCAGGACCCGCUACACCAAGGUUCAGCAGGACCUGUUCACCCACUGGUGGAUCCCUUGGCAGCCGGACCCCACUUGGCACGCUUUCCCUACCCACCCGGUACCAUCCCUAACCCAUUGCUAGGGCAGCCACCCCACGAGCAUGAAAUGCUUCGACACCCAGUCUUUGGUACCCCCUACCCGCGAGACCUGCCUGGUGCCAUCCCACCUCCAAUGUCAGCGGCCCAUCAGUUGCAGGCCAUGCAUGCCCAGUCGGCAGAACUGCAGAGACUGGCAAUGGAGCAGCAGUGGCUGCAUGGGCACCCCCACAUGCAUGGUGGACACCUACCAAGUCAGGAAGAUUAUUACAGUCGACUGAAGAAAGAAGGCGACAAACAGUUGUAAUAAAUUAUUUAUUUGUAUUGCCGGCUUAUGGAAACCCCAGUCCUUGGGAAGGAAUGGAACAUUUUUACAUACAAAUAAGAGCUGCAAAAGCAAAAGAAUAUCUUAUAAAAAUGUCUUUAUAUAUUUAAAACAAAAAGAAAAACAACCCCCCCAACAACUAAAGACUUAUCAGCGUAAAUAGUGUUCAUUUGUAGAGAAGAUUUCUCAAGACUGGUGUGGGUCUCCCUGCAUGACAACCUAUUCAGAAGCCUAUUGAAAAAAAUACAGGACUGUAUGGAGUAUUCAGAGAACUUCCCUGCAAUCUUGUUUUUUUUUUCCCUGUUAGUUUUGAGUAGGUGCUAGAAUCAGGCUCACAACACAGGUCACUGUAUGUGAAGAGACACUCAAUGCAUCUAUAUCUAUUAAAAAAAAACAAAAAACAAAAAAACAAGGAUUGCAAGUGGGUGACAUAACAAGCUCUGAAUCCAAGUGCUAUAAUAAUAAAAAUCUACUUUUAUUUUAAUACAUUGUAGGAAAUCUUCAUAAUUUUAAAGAAAGCUCAGUUCUGCAGCAUGGCUUUUUAAGUCUGUAAAUAACUUUUUUGGGUAGGGGGGAGGAAACACGAAACAAAACUCCGCAAAUGUUAAUCUUGAUUUUCAGUAACAUCACGAAUUGUGAAUUCCUACCUGGUAUUGACAGAAUACAGAGUUGAUUUUUUAAUAAAAAUAAAUAUAUAUAAUUAUCCCUUUAAUUAAAGGGAAAUGAUGGGUGUCAAUAAUUUCAAAUGGGCAAAAGCUUGAAAUUUGGUUUGGUAUCAACUAUAAGCAUUAAAGGGAGUUGCAGGGAUAAUGUUACAAAUGACUGUUUCUGUUUUAGGUAUUUUUUUUUUUUCCCCAUUAGCAUUACACCUCUUUCUCUUCUGCCAUGAUUUUGAUUGAUUGAGUUUUGUUUCCCAGUGAUACAGAUGUCCCUUGGAACUAACUCCCCUGUUCUGUAUCUAGUAUAGGGGUUAACCUUACAUUUUGGCUAUAAUAUGUCUCCUUUCUUUACCUUUUAAAACAACCGGGCAACUGGAUCACCUGGUUCAAUUUGUUCUAAACUUCCCUUUUUUAUAUGUAAUAAGUAGCAAAAAUUAAAAAAAUAUAUCUUGUCCUUUUAAAAAUGAUCCAAAGCUCUGGCUUUUGAAAGGCAGGGUUUUAUAUGCAUGGACAGGAUUUUUCUUUGGCCAGGGACUGCUUUCUCUAGCUUUUAUAUUGAUAGGUUUUUAAUGAGAAGGACAAGGCAAUUGGAUCUCCUGAUCAGCUCUGUGUAAAGCUCUUCCACAAAGUCCUAUCUUCAUUUCACUUUUUUAAGUGAAGGCUGCCGUUCUCUCUUUUUUAAACUGAUGCACAGGUUUAUGCAUCACUUGGUGCUUGGGGAUUAGGCGAAUCUAUG